Messenger RNA from Mucor mucedo, 1386 nucleotides. RefSeq lists its product as uncharacterized. The record is from RefSeq and is a predicted model, not a curated record. Gene Ontology annotation, molecular function: metal ion binding. Bases 27 to 1346 code for a protein of 439 amino acids. The transcript has 3 exons. Lineage: Eukaryota; Fungi; Mucoromycota; Mucoromycetes; Mucorales; Mucoraceae.
CCUCCAUCUUUUUUUAAAAAUACAAAAUGGCUAUUUGUAAAUUCUUUCAAUUAGGCACUUGCCGAAAAGGCAAUAGCUGUAAUUUCGAACAUGUAAAGCCUGCUGCUGCAACUGCUACCAGUAAAUACAAUGAAACCUCCAUCAAGACAAACUUGACAGAAGAACGUCCACAAUGGAAACUUAGUGUUUAUGGACCUGCUAAAGAGGAACCUAAUUUAAUUGUCGGUACUGAUAAAAGUUGCGAAGAGGAUCGUUUAUUAUAUUACACCAGUAUGCGUACCACAGGAAACGCAAACCAAUAUAUGGCUAGUCACGAACAAGCAUUCAACAUGAUGGAAACCCAAGUGAAUGCCAUUUUAAAUAACCCUACCGCUGCCAUUCAACAUUACGAAAAGGAAAAAUCGAGUCGUUCAGGACCUUUUGGUGGAAGUGCGAAUAAUACACCCUUUGCACCUUUUACAGGCGGUACAGCCGGAGGGGCAUUUGGAGGCGGUGGUGGAGGUGGAGGAGCGUUUGGACAACCUUCUGCGUUUGGACAACCCUCUGCAUUUGGACAACCUUCAGCGUUUGGAGCAGCAAAACCCGUAUCAGCCUUUGGCCAACCAUCAGCCUUUGGUCAACCUUCAGCGUUUGGACAGCCUUCUGCAUUUGGAUCCACAAGCGCUUUAGGUGCUGGCACUUCAGCUUUUGGAUCUACAAGCACAAUGGGAGGUUCAGCAUUUGGAUCUACAAGUACAAUGGGUAGUUCAGCAUUUGGAUCUACUAGUACUUUAGGCGGUGGUGGAUCUGCAUUUGGGUCUACCAGUACUUUGGGUGGUGGAUCUGCCUUUGGAUCGACAAGUGCAUUAGGAGGAGGAGCAUCAGCGUUUGGAAAACCCUCAGCGUUUGGAACUAGCACAAGUGCAGCGGCUCCAGCACCUGCGUUUGGUACAGCUACACCGAUGGGAUCUUCUGCUUUUGGGUCUACAAGUACAAUGGGUAAUGGGUCUGCUUUUGGUACACCUACUACUAAUACAUCAGCAUUUGGAGCAACAUCAAGCAUGGGUAAUACAACCGGAGCAUUUGGAACAAGUACUACCACACCAGGAGGAGCAUUUGGCACAAGUACAACACCAGCUUUUGGAACAAGUACUACUACAUCAGCAGGAGGAGCAUUUGGAGGUAAUACAACUGCAAAUGGAUUUGGUGCUACACAGAAUAAUGUGCCUGCUACCAUGAAUACAGGAGGAGGAGGAGAAGGAGGAGUUGAAGUGAAGGAGGGAUCACCCGAAUGGGCUGCUUUUGCGGCUAGCGAGUUUACAUAUCGUGCUAUACCAGAAGUUGAACCACCUAUUCAGCUUCGCUAACAUUUUUAAAUAAUAAUAAAAAAGUUUAUUUCUAAUUUUA